Messenger RNA from Lottia gigantea (owl limpet), 1851 nucleotides. RefSeq lists its product as hypothetical. The transcript is spliced from 7 exons. Bases 1 to 1263 code for a protein of 420 amino acids. The record is from RefSeq and is a predicted model, not a curated record. NCBI's taxonomy places the organism in Eukaryota, Metazoa, Mollusca, Gastropoda, Lottiidae.
AUGAACAAAUCCAACGUGGUGAAGACAUUCGUGGUCAUAUCAGUUAUAAGUUUUACACUUCAUCUUUUAAAUCAUUAUUCACUGGGAGUUUUAGGCUUAUUACUUAAUUUUGCUGAAAAUAAAGAAACCCGGUUAUAUUUAAUAGAUCCAGAUAUUAUUUCUAUGAAUAUUUUUAAUGGUAGAAAUACUACAACCAUUGGUGACGGAAAUAUAAUCACACUUGGUAUGAAUGGUACAUCACAGACUAAGAUUACCUUAUUUGACCAUUUAAAAGAUAAAGGAUUUAGAGUAUUUUGUAGUGAAGUUGAUACAACAGUGAAUUUAACGUUAUCCACUCAUUCUAAUAAACAUUUACCAGCCCAUUUCUUAAUAUAUCACAAACAUACAGACUUCUUAAUUCAUAUAGUAGUGUUUUAUAAGAGAUAUAGAAACUUUAUUUGGUGUGACAGAAUACAAAUAGAAGAUUUAAUUCAGAGAAUAAAACAAGAAAAUUUAUCUUGGUUAAAAACAGAAAUGUUGGAAAAGCUUCAUUUUGGGAGAGUUCCAUUCAGCUUUAACAGUAUAAAUACAACUCGUGGAAUAUUGGGAAAUACCACUCUAUUAGUUCCUGAAAAUGGUGACAAAUUUCUGAAAGAUUAUAAUGAACUAGAAUUCAUCGAAUGUAACUAUACCAGGGCAGAAAAAUAUUACAGAGAAUAUAAAAUGCCCAGAGAACCUACAGACUGGGUUUUGAAAGCUUUAGAAAUGUUGGAAAAAACUGGAGAAGCGUUGGACAAGCUUGGAAUUCCUUUUACAUUAGGUGAAGGCACAUUAUUAGGUUGGUAUAGACAAUGUGGUAUAAUAUCCCACACCUCAGAUUUGGAUAUUUUGGUAUUUAGAGAAGACUAUAGUGAUGAUAUUUUUACAAGUUUAAAGAAAGUUGGAUUUACUCAUAAGAAUACCUUCGGAAAGGCAAGUUUAAAUGAUAGUUUCGAAUAUUCCUUUAGAUGGUCGCGCGUAAAACUGGAUUUAUUUUUUGUUUAUAAAGAGAAAGAUCUAUUUUGGAUAGGUGGAACCGAUGGCGACAAGAAAUUAAGGUUUACUCUACCGAAGUUUACAAAUUGUUGGUCAGAGAUGCUUGGUGUUCGGGUUCGUGUUCCCUGUGAUUCAGCAGCGUAUGUAGAAAAAUCAUAUGGAAAAAAUUGGUAUAAACCGUUGAAAAGGUGGUUUUGGGCGAAAGAUCCUUCAAAUUUCAAAGUUGUGGGAAAGUGGGACAGAAGAUAAACACAAUGCCAUAUUUUGUACAAAUACUGUUACAUCAACUUGCAUUGAUUUACAAUACAAUUGGAAAGAAGUAGGACUAUUAUAAAACUUUACGUAACAAUAAAACUCCAGUCUUCAGCUUUUGAUGGCUACCCUUUUAUCAUUUACAAAAAUGCGCCUUGUUCAUUAUUUAUGAUCUUUGGGCAUUAUUAGCAGAAGGAAACCUGGGAGGUAGGUCUACGCGGGUUUUGACAAAACUUGGUAUGAGUGUUCGUAAUCACCCAAGGAUAAACCCUAUUGAAAAUCAGAAGAAUCGAAAAAUAUUUAGUAUAGGUUAUUGCCCUUGUUCUUGAAAACGCGUUCAAUUUUUAGCUCGUAAACACUCUUGAAGGAACAAUUCUUGAUGGAUUUUAACUAAACUUGACAUGAGUGUUCAUAAUCGCCCAAGGAUGAACCCUAUUGAAAAUCAGAAUAAUCGAAAAAUAUUUAGUAUGAGUUAUUGCCCUUGUCCAGCGUGUUCAAUUUUUAGCCCGUAAACACUCUAGAAGGCACAAUUCUUGACGGAUUUUGACGAAACUUGGUGUGAGUGUUCGUAAUCUGUCAAGGAUG